GCUAGCUAUACAUGGAAAUGGCGCCCGCGUUGAACUCAGCAUGAAGACAAUUAUCUAGCUAGCUAGACUAGGUCAGAAGACACGGUCCUUCACACUAAAAUAUUUGUGGGAUUUAGACAUUUGUCUUCAAAAACAAAAGGGAUUGGAAGAAAAUCGGAUUAUUAUGACAGGGCCGAAGAAGAGUCGCAACGGAGAAGACAUCACCGCAUUUUAGUACGUCGACGGUCAACAUCAGACAGGUAACGUCUAGCUAGCUAUGGUUGUUGUACAAACAGUUACCGGUAGGUAGCUAACUAGAACAGGUUUGGUAUUCUAACUACGCUGCCAGUUGGUAGAAUGGGCGGAUUAGCUCACAAACACAAUUGAGAAGUACAUUUAGCUAAAUCGGCUUGUACCUAACUUUAGCUACUGUAGCUAACAAUUUUAGUUAGCCGCCUAACUAACGUUGGCUACCUAAUGUUAGCAUAAUGCUACCUCAUGCGAGGUUUUGAUUCACCCGCCUCAUAAUCAUAACGUCAACGUAAUACAUAUAGCAAGUGUCAUCAGUGACUUAGCUAGUGUAGUGUUCAAGUAAUUUCGCUAGAUUUCCCCCACAUUUUCCACCAAACAGACAAUUGACCUGAACAACACUUUUACUUUAGAUGCGCUUCAGCUUGCUGCAACUAAGGUGAUGUCUGUGCUUUGGUAGUCUCGCGUUGCCAUACCACUAAAAUCAUGUCGGUUUUAGGGAACGCCUCGAUCACACCGACCGUGUCGUUCAAUUUUGGUUACACCAGAAGUACAUUCAUUUCUAAUGGAAUGCUGCUUUUGACUUGCAGCAUUGCGUUUCAUGCCUCGAUCACACAGAUAUAGUUUUUGCAUGUGACGCAGCAUCAUCUGGAUAUCUGUUAUCUGGAUUGACUAUUUCUUAGCAACCAUGCUUUGAGAGAAUACUUUAAACAUUGCAUUUGUCUGAAGUUUUGUCAAGGAAAUGUCACUUGGUAUGUCCUUACUUUUCAAGAGGCUAAGAGGUGUGAGUGAGAAACUCUUGACCUUAACUCUGUAACCAGGGCUAUGUGACGGGGCGGCAGGUAGCUUAGUGGUUAAGAGAGUUGUGCCAGUAACCAAAAGGUCGCUGGUUCUAAUCCCAGAGCCGACUAGGUGAAAAAUCUGUCGAUGUGUCCUUGAGCAAGGCACUUAACCCUAAUUGCUCCUGUAAGUCUGCUAAAUGACCUAUUUAUUAUUUAUUUAUGUGUGACUCACUGUUCUUACACAAUCCCAAAUGCUGUCAUUUGAAUCUAAUGUAAUCCCAAAGUGUAGUGGAAGAUGAAUUUCAUGCUAUGUUAAUUCCAAAAUGCUGUAAUUUGAAUGGAAUUCAGCCUAAACCACAUGAGUGGCCACGUGUAGCUCAGUUGGUAGAGCAUGGCACUUGCAAUGCCAGGGUUGUGGGUUCAUUUCCCACGGGGGGCCAGUAUGAAAUGUAUGCACUCACUAACUGUAAGUCGCUCUGGAUAAGAGCGUCUGCUAAAUGCCUAAAAUGUAAUGUAAAAUGAUAUGUGUGCAACAAAAGUUAAACAUUCACCUUCUGCUACCAUUUCUGUCUAGCCGUCUACACAUACGGUUUGAUAAAUCCAACACAGAAUGCACUGCAACUGCCUCUGCAACACAAUACUGCAAGGCAAACACAGCGUUCCAUUAGAAAAUAAUGUACUUCUGGUGUACCAAAAUGCAAUGGCACUGUUGGUGUGAUCGAGGUGUCAGAGGCAGUUGUAGUGCAUUCUGUGUGGUGCAUAUAUUGGAUUUUUCGAAAAUACAGUUGAAGUCGGAAGUUUACAUACACCUUAGCCAAAUACAUUCAAACUCAGUUUUCACAAUUCCUGACAUUUAAUCCUAGUAAAUAUUCCCUGUCUUAGGUCAGUUAGGAUCACCACUUUAUUUUAAGAAUGUGAAAUAAAUGUGAAUAAUAGUAGAGUGAUUUAUUUCAGCUUAAAUUUAUUUCAUCACAUUCCCAGUGGGACAGAAGUUUACAUACACUCAAUUAGUAUUUGGUAGCAUUACAUUUAGCAGACGCUCUUAUCCAGAGCGACUUACAGUUAGUGAGUGCAUACAUUUUUCAUACAGUAUUGCCUUUAAAUUGUUUAAUUUGGGUCAAAUGUUUCGGGUAGCCUUCCACAAGCUUCCCACAAUAAGUUGGGGGAAUUUUGGCCCAUUCCUCCUGACAGAGCUGGUGUAAGUGAGUCAGGUUUGUAGGCCUCUUUGCUCGCACACGCUUUUUCAGUUUUGCCCACACAUUUUCUAUAGGAUUGAGGUCAGGGCUUUGUGAUGGCCACUCCAAUACCUUGACUUUGUUGUCCUUAAGCCAUUUUGGAAGUAUGCUUGGGGUCAUUGUCCAUUUGGAAGACCCAUUUGCGACCAAGCUUUAACUCCCUGACUGAUGUCUUGAGAUGUUGCUUCAAUAUAUCCACAUCAUUUUCCUUCCUCAUGAUGCCAUCUAUUUUGUGAAGUGCACCAGUCCUUCCUGCAGCAAAGCACCCCCACAGUAUGAUGCUGCAACCCCCGUGCUUCACGGUUGGGAUGGUGUUCUUCGGCUUGCAAGCAACCCCCUUUUUCCUCCAAACAUAACAAUGGUCAUUAUGGCCAAACAGUUCUUUUUUUGUUUCAUCAGACCAGAGGACAUUUCUCCAAAAAGUAUGAUCUUUGUCCCCAUGUGCAGUUGCAAACCGUAGUCUGCCUUUUUAAUGGCGGUUUUGGAGCAGUGGCUUCUUCCUUGCUGAGCGGCCUUUCAGGUUAUGUCGAUAUAGGACUCGUUUUACUGUGGAUAUAGAUACUUUGUACCUGUUUCCUCCAGCAUCUUCACAAGGUCCUUUGCUGUUGUUCUGAGAUUGAUUUGCACUUUUCGCACCAAAGUACGUUCAUCUCUAGGAGACAGAACUCGUCUCCUUCCUGAGCGGUAUGACGGCUGCGUGGUCCCAUGGUGUUUAUACGUGCGUACUAUUGUUUGUACAGAUGAACUUGGUACCUUCAGGCGUUUGGAAAUUGCUCCCAAGGAUGAACCAGACUUGUGGAGGUCUACAAUUUUUUUCUGAGGUCUUGGCUGAUUUCUUUAGAUUUUCCCAUGAUGUCAAGCAAAGAGGCACUGAGUUUGAAGGUACGCCUUGAAAUACAGCCACAGGUACACCUCAUAUUUUUGAACGGUAGUAUAUCCUAUCUAUAUGUCUGUCUGUCUCACGGUCGCAACAGGUUAUAGAGCAAACAACGCAAUUAUCACAACACACAGGUUGUAAUUUCGCUUUUUCUUCCCUGUCUUGGCUUCCCCAGUGAUUUUACCCACGCAGCGCUACUGCCCAUAGGCUACCUGGCCUGCGUGCAAAUAUAGGCAUAUAAAUGUUCCCAUUUGGGUAUCUGAUAGUAUUUCUGAUUGGCUUAACGCACCACCACUAAUGAGCUGUGGAGCUUCUCAAAGUAAUGUUUUCUUCACCUGAAACAGCAAACAAACAAAGUCUGUUUUUACAUCCAUUGACAAUGACAAUUGUUCCUCAGUGUAUUUGAAAAUCCUUUUCGAGCUCUCUCCAUUUCGAUAACCACUCAGCAAGAAAGGGAACAAUGUCAUACUCUGAUCCAGAGGAAACAUCAUAAAAUAGGCCUACCUGAUUACUUAUUAUCCCUUGUGCAAAUAGCCUACAGCUGUGUCUGUCCCGAGCUCACUGGUGCAGGAAACUGAGGGCCCAGAAUAUUUUAUAAAAUGUUACAAGCGGCCUCCCGAGUGGCGCAGCGGCUGGCUUCCGGGUUAAGAACGCACUGCAACUGCAUCUGCAACGCAAUGCUGCAAGGCAAACGCAGCAUUCCAUUGGAAAUUAAUGUACUUCUGGUGUACCAAAACGCAAUGUCGCUGUCGUUGUGAUCGAGGCGUAAGCUAACUAACGUUCGCCAGAAACUGCACGCUGUAGCACCACCAAAGCACUAGCCUCGUCGCGAACAAGACUGCCGCCUCGAUCCCACCUAAAGCAUUAUUGUGCAUAAUGGUACGCAGCAUCAUCUGGAUAUGUGUGCAACACAAGUUCAACAUUCACCUUCUGCUACCAUUUCUGUCAAGCCGUCUAUGCAUAGUUUGACACUUACAGGUCAAGUCUGAAGUUUACAUACACUUAGGUUGGAGUCAUUAAAACUCGUCUUUCAACCACUCCACAAAUUUCUUGUUAACAAACUAUAGUUUUGGCAAGUCGGUUAGGACAUCUACUUUGUGCAUGACACAAGUAAUUUUUUCCAACAAUUGUUUACAGACAGAUUUAUUUUACUUAUAAUUCACUAUCACAAUUCCAGUGGGUCAGAAGUUUACAUACACUAAGUUGACUGUGCCUUUAAACAGCUUGGAAAAUUCUAGAAAAUGAUGUCAUGGCUUUAGAAGCUUAUAGGCUGCAACUCUGCCUAGGUCAGCAUCCCGGAGUCGCCUCUUUACUGUUGAUGUUGAGACUGGUGUUUUGCGGGUACUAUUUAAUGAAGCAGCCAGUUGAGGACCUGUGAGGCAUCUGUUUCUCAAACUAGAUACUUUAAUGUAUUUGUCCUCUUGCUCAGUUGUGCACCGGGGCCUCCCACUCCUCUUUCUAUUCUGGUUAGAGCCAGUUUGUGCUGUUCUGUGAAGGGAGUAGUACACAGCGUUGUACGAGAUCUUCAGUUUCUUGGCAAUUUCUCGCAUGGAAUAGCCUUAAUUUCUCAGAACAAGAAUAGACUGAUGAGUUUCAGAAGAAAGUUAUUUGUUUCUUGCCAUUUUGAUCCUGUAAUCGAACCCACAAUUGCUGAUGCUCCAGACACUCAACUAGUCUCAAGAAGGCCAGUUUUAUUGCUUCUUUAAUCAGCACAACAGUUUUCAGCUGUGCUAACAUAAUUGCAAAAGGGUUUUCUAAUGAUCAAUUAGCCUUCUAAAAUGAUAAACUUGGAUUAGCAAACACAACGUGCCAUUGGAACACAGGACUGAUGGUUGCUGAUAAUGGGCCUCUGUACGCCGAUGUAGAUAUUCCAUAAAAAAUCAGCCGUUUCCAGCUACAAUAGCCAUUUACAACAUAAACAAUGUCUACACUGUAUUUCUGAGCAAUUUGUUGUUCUUUUUUAAGAAAAAUUGCUUUUCUUUCGAAAACAAGGACAGUUCUAAGUGACCCCAAACUUUUGAACGGUAAUGUGUGUGUGUGUGAUCUAUAUAUUAAUUACACAGUACCAAUCAAAAGUUUGGACACCUACUCAUUCAAGGGUUUUUCUUUUCUUAUUACAAUUUUUUACAUUGUAGAAUAAUAGUGAAGACAUCAAAACUAUUAAAUAACACAUGGAAUCAUGUAGUAACCAAAAAAAAGUGUUAAACAAAUCUAAAUAUAUUUUAUAUUUGACAUUCUUCAAAUAGCCACCCUUUGCCUUGAUGACAGCUUUGCACACUCUUGGCAUUCUCUCAACCAGCUUCACCUGGAAUGCUUUUUAAACCGUCUUGAAGGAGUUCCCACAUAUGCUGAGCACAUGUUGGCUGCUUUUCCUUCACUCUGUGGUUCGACUCAUCCUAAACCAUCUCAAUUGGUCAUCUGAUGCAGCACUCCAUCACUCUCCUUCUUGGUAAAAUAGCCCUUACACUGACUGGAGGUGUGUUAGGUCAUUAUCCUGUUGAAAAACAAAUUAUAGUCCCACUAAGCCCAAACCAGAUGGAAUGGCGUAUCGCUGCAGAAUGCUGUGGUAGCCAGGCUGGUUAAGUGUGCCUUGAAUUCUAAAUAAAUCAUUGACAGUGUCUCCAGCAAAGCACCCCCACACCAUAACACCACCCCCUCCAUGCUUUACGGUGGGAAAAACACAUGCUGAGAUCAUCCGUUCACCCACACCAAGUCUCACAAAGACACGGCGGUUGGAACCAAAAAUCUCAAAUUUGGACUCCAGACCAAAGGACACAUUUCCAUUGGGCUAAUGUGCAUUGCUUGUGUUUCUUGGACCAAGCAAGUCUCUUCUUAUUAUUUGUGUUCUUUAGUAGUGGUUUCUUUGCAGCAAUUCGACCAUGAAGGCCUGAUUCACACAGUCUACUCUAAACAGUUGAUGUUGAGAUGUGUCUGUUACUUGAACUCGGUGAAACCUUUAUUUGGGCUGCAAUUUCUGAGACUGGUAACUCUAUUGAACUUGUCCUCUGCGGCAGAGGUAACUCUGGGUCUUCCAUUCCUGUGGCGGUCCUCAUGAGCCAGUUUCAUCAUAGUGCUUGAUGGUUUUUGCGACUGCACUUGAAGAAACUUUCAAAGUUCUUGAAAUGUUCCCGAUUGACUGACCUUCAUGUCUUAAAGUAAUGAUGGACUGUCGUUUCUCUUUGCUUAUUUGAGCGGUGCUUGCCAUAAUUUGGACUUGGUUUUUUACCAAAUAGUGCUAUCUUCUGUAUGCCCCCCGUUACCUUGUCACAACACAAAUCAAAUCAGAUUUUAUUUGUCACAUACACGUGUUUAGCAGAUGUUAUAGCGGGUGUAGCAAAAUGCUUUUGCUUCUAGCUCCGACCGUGCAGUAAUAUCUAACAAUUUCACAACAUAUACCUAAUACACACAAAACUAGUAAGGAAUGGAAUUUAAGAAAAUAUACAUAUAUGGACAAGCAAUGACAGAGCGGCAUGGACUAAGAUACAGUAGAAUAUUAUAGAAUAGAAUGCAGUAUAUACAUAUGAGAUGAGUAGUGCAAGAUAUGUAAACAUUAUUAAAGUGACUAGUGUUCUAUUUCUUAAAGUGGCCAGUGAUUUCAGUAGGCAGCAGCAGCCUCUAAUGUGCUAGUGAUGGAUAUUUAACAGUCUGAUGGCCUUGAGAUAGAAGCUGUUUUUCAUUCUCACGGUCCCAGCUUUGAUGCACCUGUACUGACUUCGCCUUCUGGAUGAUAGCGGGGUGAACAUGCAGUGGCUCGGGUGGUUGAUGGCCUUGAUUAUCUUUUUGGACUUCCUGUGACACCGGGUGCUGUAUGUGUCUUGGAGGGCGAGUAGUUUGCCCCCGAUAAUGCGUUUGGUAGACCGCACCACCCUCUGGAGAGCCCUGCGGUUGCGGGCGGUGCAGUUGCCGUACCAGGUGGUGAUACAGCCUUGACAGCAUGCUCUCAAUUGUGCAUCUGUAAAAGUUUGUGAGGGUUUUAGGUGCCAAGCCGAAUUUCUUCAGCCUCCUGAGGUUGAAGAGGCUCUGAGCCUUCUUCACCACACUGUCUGCGUGGGUGGACCAUUUCAGUUUGUCGGUGAUGUGUACGCCAAGGAACUUGAAGCUUUCCACCUUCUCCACUGCGGUCCCGUCGAUGUGGAUAGGGGGGUGCACCCUCUGCUGUUUCCUGAAGUCCACAAUCAUCUCCUUUGUUUUGUUGACGUUGAGUGAGAGGUUAUUUUCCUGGCACCACACUCCCAGAGCCCUCACCUCCUCCCUGUAGGCGGUCUCGUCAUUGUUGGUAAUCAAGCCUACUACUGUUGUGUCGUCUGCAAACCUGAUGAUUGAGUUGGAGGCUUGCUUGGCCACGCAGUCAUGGGUGAACAGGGAGUACAGGAGGGGGCUGAGCACGCACCCUUGUGGGGCCCCAGUGUUGAGGAUCAGCGAAGUGGAGUUGUUGUUUCCUACCUUCACCACCUGGGGGUGGCCCGUCAGGAAUAAUAAUAAUAUGCCAUUUAGCAGACGCUUUUAUCCAAAGCGACUUACAGUCAUGCGUGCAUACAUUUUUACGUAUGGGUGGUCCCGGGGAUCGAACCCACUACCCUGGCGUUACAAGCGCCAUGCUCUACCAAUUGAGCUACAGAAGUCCAAGACCCAGUUGCACAGGGCGGGGUUCAGACCCAGGGCCUCGAGCUUGAUGAUGAGCUUGGAGGGUACUAUGGUGUUGAAUGCUGAGCUAUAGUCAAUGAAAAGCAUGCUUACAACUGAUUGGCUCAAACGCAUUAAGGAAAGAAAUUCCACAAAUUAACUUUUAAGAAGGCACACCUGUUAAUUGAAUGCAUUCCAGGUGACUACCUCAUGAAGCUGGUUGAGAGAAUGCCAAGAGUGUGCAAAGCUGUCAUCAAGGCGAAGGGUGGCUAUUUGAAGAAUCUCAAAAAUAAAAUAUAUUUUGAUUUAUUUAACACUUUUUUUUGGUAACUACAUGAUUCCAUAUGUGUUAUUUCAUGGUUUUGAUGUCUUCACUUAUUCUACAAUGUAGAAAAUAGUACAAAUAAAGAAAAACCCUUCAAUGAGUAGGUGUUUCCAAACUUUUACAUUUACAUUUUAGUCAUUUAGCAGACGCUCUUAUCCAGAGCGACUUACAGUUAGUGACUGGUACUGUAUAUAUACUACUCCUCGACAAAAAAAAUAGUAUUGGUCUACCAAACAAUUGACCGGUCGACUAAUUGUGGUCAGCCCUAAAGCUAACACAAUAUGAUGCCCUGUAACCUUACUAAUUCAGCCACUUACUUAGAUAACUAGCAAGUUAAACUUAGGGGCCGCCCAAUGCAGAAUUCUUUGUUUUUCAUGCAGGAAAAAAUAUAAAUAGCAUAAGAAAUGUCUUGCUGCGUUUUGCAAACACAGACUUAAAAUACUGCUUAUGUUUAUUUUUGCUCAGCAUCAAACAAAUGUUGUUCUUUAGUUGCACUUCUUCACUCAGAUUUCCCGUUCGUGAUUUCUCAUCUAUCAAAAGACCGCUCUCUGACUGAUGUGUAGCUACUUUUCUCUGGUACUUUACUUGGUAUAGCCAGCCUACUUUUCUAAGGUAAAAUGCAAGAUUAACUUUAAGCAAAACAUUAGGAAAUGUAGCUGGUUGCAUUCUUUCUAUGAUAAACAUUAGAAAUAUGAUGGCCAUACAUAGGUUUUUACAAAAAAAAGACUCAGCUUUUUCAUUGUAAGCUCAUUUACUUGUGUGGCUGCCAGCCAAAUAGUGCCGAAUGUGUUGCACUAAUGUAUUUUCUGUCAAGGAUAACUAUAGUUGCACGACCCUGAUCACUGUAUUGAAGCAACAAAAAAAAAGACUUUCAAUAUAAAACGCGACCCCUGUCAAUACACAGCUGGACUCACCUGCUCCUGCUUUCUCCCUUUGUGUUAUUUACAAACAAACACGUGACUGGCUCAACAGUUCUGGGGAACUACGGAAGGCUCAUAAUGUUAAAUAAUGUGAUAGGUGAAAUGAAGAACGCGAUCUGCAUUAUCUCCUAAUUGCACAAGUUGACUGCAGGUAUUUACUUAAAAAGCAGCUACAAAUAUGAACAUUUAUUGAAAAACUUCAAAAAUUAUAGUUUCAACAGUAUUGAAGGUAUUGAAAGACCAUCCUGUGGCUAUUUCCAAAUACCCCGGUAUACAGUAUACUGCCCAAGCCUAGUGGUAUUUGCAAUGAUGGUGCAUUGACCUAUGCAUGACACAUGGCAUGUUAUGAAAUUCCGAGGCUAGUUUAAGUAAUUAUUUGGUGAAGGAAGUUGACAUUGUUGUUUUGCUCUAGGCCAAACUCAUACUUCAAUAGAUUAUGGUCAAACUUUGCACUACAGUGGCACAGAAAGUUGUACUUGCUCUGUCUGACAAGUGUUGAAUAGUUACCCUUGAAUGUACAUCUAUACAAGGCUCUCUAAGAGGUCCACAAGAUAAGACUUUCUCUCAUGGGGAAUGAAGUGGGUACUUAUACAUGAUACUGGAUGGCGAUGGCCUACUAGAUUCACAUCUGUCAACAUGUUACUCAGCACCAAGACAAGCACAUGCACACAGACACCCGUGCUAGCUGCAGCUGUUAUUCCAGCAGACCCAGAGCCCAAACGUCUGACAACUGGGGACCAUAGCUCAGCAGAAAGACCUCUCUUGUCCCCCCCCCCAUAGUCCCCUCAAAUAGCCCCAAAGAAAAAACCUGGUGUAAGCUUACAGAGAAACAGUUUUCACUCUUAUUGUCUGAAUUGAGUUUAGUUGCUAAGCCAUGGAGCGCGGUUCUACUGUAGAAAGCAACAAGAGAACCCUGUAGGUUUUGACACCCAUAUGUGCCACAUCCACAAAGUUUGGACUAUACAAAGUGCUCUCUAAGAAUCGUUUAUGGUUUGUUUGUUUAGUUAAUGCUGUGUUAAUGUCCUGUUUUGUGUGCUAUGAACAUGCGUGUCUAAUGGAAGUUACUAACAUUUACUGUCAUGUUUUGUGUGCAGUGAGUGAACAUGCGUGACCUGGCUGCCCAGGUCACCAGCAGCCUGCUGCGUUUCCCGGGGGUGACUGUAGACGCUCUGGGGGAGGAUGAGAUCACCCUGGACUCUGUGCUGCACGGGAAGUUCACCGUCGGUAAGUGAACGUGUGUCUGCACGGCGGCCAUCACUCACUAUCUGACCAUGCUGGAGGGGAUGGCAUUAUGGCACAGCCACGAAUUAGACCUACAGCGUCUGUUCCCGCAGUUCCCAAACAUCACCUCAGACAUAAACAACCAAAAAGAGUUAGGGUUUCUAUAGCCAUCUGUCCAUAUCUUCUAGGAUUAGUUAUUUGCAGGAGGGAUGCUUUGCAUUCCUGCGUUCUUCAGUCUUAAUAUAACAAAAAUGAAACCAAGCAUGCAGUAUUGUGUUAUAAAUGGAGGGGUUCUACAAUGAACUAUUGUGAACCAGUAGGCCUAGCCUGUCUGCUUCCUCCCUACCACACUGACGUGCCUCUCUCCCUGGGCGCAGGUCGCAGCGGGCUGGCCUGGCUGGCAUGUGGGCCUCAGCUGGAGGUGGUCCACGCGGUGACGGGCGAGCGUCUGUCUGCCUACUGCUUUAGCGGUGAGGGGGAGCACCCCCCAGGUGUGCUGACGGCCAGGGAUUUCUCCUGGCUGAAGAGGACGGGGCUGCUGGUGGGUCUGGAGGAGGCCCAGGGUAGCAUGCUGUGUCUCUACGACCUGGGCAUCUCCCGAGUGGUCAAGGCCGUGGUCGUACCGGGCAGGGUGAGUGCUCUCUGUCUCAUCUUCCCGUCUCUCCCUCUUUCAUUUUCUCGCUCACCCUCCACUCCUUUCACUUGCAUCAACCGGUUGAUUUGAUUGUGACGUCGACUGACUAACAGAUAAUGUGUUGAUUGGCAGAUCACAGCCAUCGAGCCCCUGGUGAGUUAUGGCGGGGCCAGUGCCAGCACACAGCACCUCCACCAAAGCCUGCGCUGGUUCUUUGGCGUGGCAGCAGUAGUCACGGACCUGGGACACGUCCUCCUGGUGGACCUAUGUCUGGAUGACCUGUCCUGCAGCCAGAGCGAGCUGGAGGCCUCAGGUCAGCCUUUGUAUAUUUAACUGUGUGUGUGCUUAACUUUACAUAGCCUGAACUGUACUCGCCAGCAGUCCCUCUCAAGAUUGUGAGACGUUGUUCAAUCUGUCUUUGUUUGUUCUUCCUCUCUAACCACCACCCUCCUCCGUCUUCUCCAGACCUGGAGGUAGUGUGUAAGUCCCCGGCUGAGAUCCCCCGGCUGCGCGAGCAGGAGACGCGCCAGGGGAGACACCUCUGUCUGCAGCUGAGCAGCCCCACAGGCACGGGGGCCACAGCCCUGCAGUACAUCCCCCGCACCAACCAGCUGGCCGUGGGUUUCUCCGAUGGAUACCUGCAGCUCUGGAACAUGAAGACGCUCAAGAAGGAGUGAGUUGACGACCCAGGGAUGACACGAAGGGAAAUCCUCAGAUGUAGCUGUGUAGGUUGGUCUGACGGCCUCCUCUGCUGUGUUCUCCCCCAGGUAUCACUCCCAGCUGGAGGGCGGCAGGGUGCCAGUGUACGCCUUCACCUUCCAGGAGCCAGAGAACGACCCUCGCAACUGCUGCUACCUGUGGGCUGUCCAGUCUGCCCAGGACCUGUAAGUUCUCCUCCCCUCCCCACCUGCCGGUCUGCCUGCCUGGGCCACAAAGCUCAAGGCCUCUUGGAAGGGGUUGUAGUGUGCACUGCACACACCAGACCUACACUAUUAUAUUACAUGUGUAUUAAAUUACUCAUACAGUAUUUCAAAAACUUGUGAGGUGUGCUUAUUUUAACUUGCCCGGCACAAUGGAACUGGUUUCAGCUCCAUGCGGGUUCCCAACCCCUUCCCCUCAGCUCCAUACCCCUUUGGUGUUCACAUAUUUGAGAGGACAAGAUCAGCGAAAGCAGUAUGGCGGAAGUUCCAUUUCACAGCUUGUAUGCAAAUGUAGCCUCUGUCCAGGAAAUGCAGCCGUGGUACUCAGCGGUCACAGCACACUGUUGAACUCAGGAUUGUUUUUGCAUUUUUACCAAUGCAGUAUUAACCACCUCUUGGUGUAUUUACUGCCCUUUAAUACACUUCUCUAUCUCUCCCUUCUCUCUUUCUCUCUCUCAAUUAAAUUUGCUUUAUUGGCAUUACGUAACAAUGUACAUAUUGCCAAAGCGUACUUUGGAGAUUUACAAUAUUAACAAAUAAAAUAAUAAUAAUCAAUAUUGUCAACGGGACAACAGUAACAACAAUAAUCAAGGGUCAAAAUAACCAUACAUUGAACAAUAACAAUGGCUCCCGAGUGGCGCAGCGGUCUAAGGCACUGCAUCUCAGUGCUUGAGGCAUCACUACAGACCCCCUGGUUCGAUUCCAGGCUGUAUCACAACCGGCCGUGAUUAUGAGUCCCAUAGGGCGGCGCACAAUUGGCCCAGCGUCGUCCGGGUUUGGCCGGUGUAGGCCGUCAUUGUAAAUAAGAAUUUGUUCUUAACUGACUUGCCUAGUUAAAUAAAGGUCCCUCAUUUUAUGGCAGGCAGCAAUGUAGUGCGCUGCCAACCCACAGCACUAUGCGUCCUCCCCCAACAGGACGGGUAGCCUAUUCUCAUCAGAGAGGUCUUUGAAAUCUUGAAUAAGGGUUUCAAAUUUGGGGAAAUUAAACUCUCUAAUAGUUUUAUUUUUGGCAUUUUGUGUGUCUCUCUAGUGAGGGGGAUGUGGUCAGCCUCCACUUGCUCCAGCUAGCCUUCAGUGAGAGGAAGUGUCUGGCCUCAGGAAAGAUCUUCUAUGAGGUAACCGUAAUAUCAACCACCUUCUAGGUUUCACUUAGCUACCUCCUUAGGCUGAGUUUACACAAGCAGCUCAAUUUUGUUCUUUUGCCCAAUUACGGGCAAAAUAUCAGAAUUGGGCUACCUGUGUAAACUCAGUCUUAUUGUCUUGAUCUAUUCUGUGUAAUUGGUAUAUGGCCCAUCUGUUCUGGUCUCUUUCGAGCCCCCAAUAGAUACAGAAUUGUUCACCUCAAGGAUCUUAUUAUUUAGAAAUAAAAUAAGUAGCUAUUCCCGCGUCCAGCCAUGGAUCGCGCUGGGUCGAACUUCUGUUCAAUGCCCCCUUUGUUUGGGAAAGACUCAGUACGGGCUGUCAACCGAAUGUUUUGGGUCAAGUGUUUCGACCGCUAUCUUGCUUUUAAAGCCCAAAAGCUUGAUGGUUUCAAAGUCUCUCUGGAGCUUUCUCAGUCCUGAAGAUUUCAUUUAGUCAUCUGUUAUUCCCAAUCACAACCAGACUUAUUUCUAACGUGGACAACUUAAAUGUAGCGCUUUCACUGCUUUGAGACCUUUUAACUUUCCAUUAGCGCUGUAUUCAUAUUUCCUCCCUCCUCCUAGGGUCUGGAGUACUGUGAAGAGAGGUACAGUCAGGAGCUGAGCAGCACAGCCUUCCCUCAGCGGGCUCAGGCCACCAACACCCGCCUGCUCAGCUGCCAGACCAUCGAGAAGUUCCGAAACCACCCAGACAGAGACGAAAGCAUGAAUGAAGGUAACCCUGCCUUCAUUUUAUCUCAACUCAUCCCAACUCCUCUGCUUAGGAUUAGAUUGGUGUCUAAGUCACCAGAAAUGCUAAAAAAAUAGCAUUUCUCAAUAACCUACCUGUGUGGUAUUGACUUACUAGAUACCAAAUGGAAGAAAACGGACUGAAACGCAGACCUGAACCUGUCCAUUGCGAAACAAUUUUCUACGGUGUGCACUAAUGAAUCUGACCCUGAGGGAAAAGGGAUGAAUGUGGUUCUUGCUCUUUCAUUGUGGUCUGCUGGUCCUAAGGCUUCCUUCUCUCUCCUUCGUUAGUUGCGUCUCCAGACACCAGCGUGUCCAUCUUCAGCUGGCAGGUGAAGGCCUACGGACAGGGCAACCCCUCCACCUACAUCGGUGUUUUUGACAUCAACCGAUGGUACCACGCACAGAUGCCCGACUCUCUGAGGUAGGAUUCGGACAUCUAAAUAUCCCAUCAACAGUCCACAUGUAAAAGUGACCACGGUUGCCGCCUCAAAUUACAUGGUGUGCUCAACUGCCCAUAAUACCAGGCAUUUAUCUAUCAGAUAGCUUUCUGCAUAUGUUUUUACACAUUUUGUCGAGAUUUUUACAAACAAGUCUACGUUGUUAUUGGGAUGUCGAUGGGAAAUUAUUUGCAAAUCAGCAAUGGUUGAUAUGUGUUUGUGUUUGUGUGUGUGUGUGUGUGUGUGUGUGUGUGUGUGUGUGUGUGUGUGUGUGUGUGUAUCAGAACGGGGGAGUCUCUGCGCAGCUGUCCCUACCUGGCCGUGUGGUCUCUGGACACGGUGGUGGAGAUGACUUCGCCCUGCCCCCUGCUGGACGUCCUGGUGCAUGAGCGCAGCCUGAGCCGUGGCCUGCCCUACACCUGCCCCCCGCCAGAACAGUUCUUCAAACCCACUACAUACAACUUCGGCAAGUUAUAUACACACACACACACACACACACACAAACAUAAAUACACAGACAUACACACUGCAAGAGCCUUUUAGACAAGGGGUAGGCAACUAGAUUCAGGGCCGAAGCUUGUCGGAGCGGAUGAUCGGGGGGCCGGAAUAUCAUUAUAAUAAUGUGUACACUACAAAUUGACCACAACUAAUCCCCAAAAGAGAUUGUAUUUAAAAAUAUAUAUAAUUUCAUACCUUGAUUACAUUUUUAUUUGUGGGAACAGUCUUUUUUGACCAAAAACGAAAAUCCCUCGCUAAUGAACCUGUUGCCGACCCCUGCUUUAGACACAGCACCCCCACAGUAAAACCUUUUAUAAAGGACAUUGCUUAAGUUGAGAAGAGGACUAUGUUCAGAGACAUUUGUUGCACUGAGUAAUUGGAAAUAUAUGUAGCUCUUUGGAGCCAUUGAGGUCAGUUUUGUAAAUGUCUUGAUGACAUGAUGCUAAUUUGUAUUUCUCCUUGAAACAGAUGCAACAUGUUUGCUCAACACUGGCCUCGUGCACCUAACUUGCUCUGGGUAUCAGAAAGAGGUGAGUUAACCCUAGUUGUCAGGUACAAUUCAUGUUAAUCGUGUGUCACAAUAAAUUGGCUAUAAAUCUUAUUGUCGUCAUAGUCCAUACAGUAUAAUUUUAUCUUAGCAAAAGACAGUUAAUGUGAUUCCCAUCUCAGACUCUGAGCUUCCUGAAGAAGGCUGUUCCCUGCUCCAGUGACGUAAUCUCAAACAGCUACUCCCGCUGCCUGAUGUCUGGCCUGCUCUCCUCUCGCCUGGCUGACGUGCAGCCCUCCACCCUCUCUCAGGUACACACACACACAGGUCGCUCCUUUUUGCUCUACCAGCUUUCUAGCGUCUAAACGUUUAGGAACUAUUUAAUUCCGUGUGGAUGCACUACGUGUUCAUGGAUAAAGCUCUGUGGUGAAGGCAUUUUGUAAAUGGGCCAAACACUCUCCCUCUCUCUGCUCAGGAGGAGCAGUUGGACGCCAUCUUGUCCACGGCAGUAGAGACUAGCUCCCUGGGCCUGAUCACUGGCUGUAUCAAACAGUGGACCGCUGAGGGUGAGACACCACAACACUCACACUGACACCCUGUUAGUUAGAUCAACCCUGGCUGCGUCUCAAUACUUAACGGUGGCCUCCUUUCCUCAUCUCCUCUAGUACAUAUACACUGAUCAGAAAAAACAGGACAGGUGAAAACAAUAAUGGUGGAAGCUGGCCCAGAAUUUGCUCGCCAAGCCCAGUUCACUCACAUCCGUGCAGAUGGAGGAGAGGGAGCCAGUUUAGGUUAUUGAGAUGCACCCCUAGAAUGGAUUUCUCUAAAGUAACAUGGUGUUGUUGGCUUUAACAGAGCAACCAGGCUCUGCGGUGAACCUGCGCUACAUUCUGGAGUGGGCCUGGGACAAGGUGGUUCACACCAAGGAAGAGCUGGACGGCAUAUGUGAGUUUUCUUCUACUACAGUGAUUAGUAUGACACUGGCUGUCAACGCCGCUCUUGUUGAACUGGUUUACAUAGAUUAUAUAAUACUCGCGGCUACGUAUUAUCUUGGUAACUGUAGCAACUUGUAGCUCUGUUUUAGACCAUUUUUUAUGAAUUCCAGAAACAUUUAUGGAUUUCCAAUAUUUUCUUGGCGCAAUCAGAUUUGGGAUGUGUUUUCUGACUUCCAUCUUUCCUAACUGUGCGUGUCUCUCCCCAGGUGCUCCCCUGUUUGACAGCUCGUCUAACUUCACGGACCCCCAGACCCUUCAGCUGCUGCAGCACAGCCAGAGACUACUGGGGAACCUCAGCACCAUCUUCCACUGUCUGCUGAGCGAGGCACAGGAACUCACUCAGAGAGGUAAAGCCCGAGGGGCACUGUUGUAGGGGGCCCGUUUGUUUCAAUGGGAAGCUGGGCGGGGGCAUCAAACCUUUUGAGAGGGAGAGACUGGGGCAUACCAUGUCAUGAGGUUUCAGUUUGGCUUCAUAGGGAUUUUCUGUAUACAGGUUUGCUGGGACUCAUCAAUAAGAACCUGGUGUCCAGCCUCAUCUCCCAGUACGCCCAGGUGGUCCUCUGGUUCUGUCGGACCGGACUCCUGCCCGAGGGCUCCGGUAAGACCGUGUGCUGUAGCAAUUCAAACAUCUGUCGUGUUGAGGUCAGACCAUAUUCCAGGGAACCUUUUGGAGACUGUAGUCUUCAGACCACUUUCAUUAUGUACACCAAAAGUAGUGCCCUUCAUAGGAAAUAGGGCACCAUUUCGGACGCAGCCCUAGAGAUGUCCACUGGGAACAGACGUGUAAUUGCCCUCCCCUGUCCUCCAACCAGAUGAGGACGCUGUGCAGAUCUCCAGGCCGUUCUACAGCUACUCUGUUAUCCAGAACUACUACGGCAUCCGCAGAGAGGAGCUGCAGCAGCUCUCCAAGUGAGUGCUGUUCACAUCAGGCCGUUUACCUGCAAGAGCUGGUUCAGGACUGACAGGAAAACACCUCGACACAAGACUGGAAAAGUUUAACUUAAAAGUUAUUUUGUUAUAUUAUAUACAGUAUAUUUGAUAUGAAGAUAAUUUUGUCUGUGAUAUUAGUGUCAAUGUUCUUGGUGUUCUUAGGGUUAUGCACCAUAAAGGAGCACUACUGCAAAUUGGACUGUUUUGGAAAAUAAUAUUCAGAAUUAACCAUCUGCGUCUUCUUCUCAGGGGGAAGUGGUGUGCAGAUUGCCUGAUGAUUGACGGCUUGGUCGCCCAAUGCGGGGAUCAUUUGGUUGACCUGUGGAAACGGGACGAGGGUGGGACGGGAAAGUAUCCGCCCCCUACGCUACACGUAAGCAUUUGGUACCUUUGCAUACGCACUCACUCGCACACAGCCAAAUAAUGAUCACAGUCCCACCUUGAGCCGACGCUUCGACUGAUGUCAUGGAAUUACAUUCAGAUGUAGAAACAAACAUAGGUUUUGUUGAUGUUUAUCUGCUCUCUGCCGUCCACAGGGCCUGCUGGAUAUUUACCUCCUGGAAAACAUUGAUGAAUCUGCUAAGCACGCCAUCGUAUCCUUUUCUACUCGGUUUCCCACCGUCCAUCUUACUUUGCCACAUAUUCAUAUCAGGGAGUUGGUUUGAUUUGAUUUGCCGAGUCCCCUCCUUACACUCCUAACCCACACUCUAGCACCUGGACUCACCUGGGUUCACCACACAUGCACACCACAGUAUAGUGAGACCGCACCCCCCAUUCUGUGUGUGAGCCUUAACCCCACCCCCAGGUGAUCUACCUGCUGUUGGAUGUCAUGUACUCCUUCCCCAACAAGAGCGGGGCGUCUGUGGAGUCCUUCCCCACCGCCUUCGCCAUCCCCAUCGGCCUGGUCAAGCUGGUGCAGGGCCUCUGGCUGCUGGACCACCACGACCACCAGGUACACACACACACACGCAACAAUUGAUGAGCAUUGUCAUACACUCCCAUGUGGAAUUUGUAAUGUACACAGAGUAUAUCAAACAUUAGGAACACCUUCCUAAUAUUGAGUUGAACCCUCCCCUUCCCCGUUUGCCCUCAAAACAGCCUCAAUUCGUCGGAGCAAGAUGUCGAAAGCGUUCCACAGGGAGGCUGGUUUAUGUUGACUCCAAUGCUUCCCACAGUUGUCAAGUUGGCUGGAUGUCCUUUGGGUGUCGGACCAUUCUUGAUACACACGGGAAACUGUUGGGCGGGAAAAACCCAGCAGCGUUGCAGUUCUUAAAACAAACCGGUGUGCCUGGCACCUGCUACCAUACCCCGUUCAAAGGCACUUAAAUAUUUUGUCUUGCCUAUUCAUCCUCUGAAUGGCACACAUACACAAUCAAUGUCUCAAUUGUCUCAAGGCUUAAAAAUCCUUCUUUAACCUGUCUCCUCCCCUUCAUCUGCACUGAUCUGAAGUGGAUUUAAUAAGUGAGAUAAAUAAGGGAUCAUAGCUUUAACCUGGUCAGCAUGUCAAUGAGAAAGCAGGUGUUCUUAAUGUUUUGUGCACUUAGUGUAUACUGUUAUAUUUUAUAGAAUGAUUCAUUGGUAGAUAUUGGUAGUGCUAAAACGGUGUCCUCCAAUUGACCUCUUCCCUUUGACCCUUCCAGAACUCCCUGGAGCUGCUGCUGCACCCGGCCACCUCCCCGUCCCUGUGGGGCUGGCAGCACAGCCGCGUCCUGCAGGCUCUAAUGUGCCAGGGGCAACACGGAAUCGCCCUGCGCUACCUCCACGUCAUGAAGCCCCCUCUCUCCUCCACCGCUCAGGCCCAACUCUGCCUCUCCGUGUUGCUACACAACAGGUGGGUGUGUGCGUGUGUUUCCUGGCAUCCUUGCUAACAGUGACUGCAUUGUGAGUUUGGAUAACAUAAACGUGUGUCUGUGUGUAAUCUCUCUCCUCCCCUUCAUGUGUGUAGGUGUCUGGUGGAGGCAUGGGCCAUGCUGAGGCAGCACUCCAACCGGCUGAACGCGGAGGAGUUGUUACGGUUCCUCUACGAGACCUGUCAGGAGCUGGGUCUCAUGAAGGAGCUGCUCAAACUGCCCCUGGGCCUCGCUGAGCAGGUACGAUGCCAUGUUCCCCCAGGUUUCCUUUCUGACAGGGAGACUGAAACCAGUUGAAGCCAAAUUCUUUCAGGCAGGCAGCAAACAAAUGAGGACCUGGGCAUUUAGAAAUUAUACAGAACAAACAUAUAAACGCAACAAUUUCAAAUAUUUUACUGUUACAGUUCAUAUAAGGUAAUCAGUCAAUUGAAAUAAAUAAAUUAGGCCCUAAUCUGGAUUUCACAUGACUGGGAAUACAGAUGGGAAUAUGUUGGUCACAGAUACCUUUUAAAAAAAAUAAAGUAGGGGCGUGGAUCAGAAAACCAGUUAGUAUCUGGUGUGUCCACCAUUUGCCGCAUGCAGCAUAGAGUUGAUCAGGCUGUUGAUUGUGGCCUGUGGAAUGUUGUUCCACUCCUUUUCAAUGGUUGUACGAAGUUGCUGGAUAUUUUGUAAGUCGCUCUGGAUAAGAGCUUCUGCUAAAUGAUGUAAAUGUAAAUAUUGGCGGGAACUGGAACACGUUGUCAUACACGUCGAUCCAGAGCAUCCCAAACAUGAUCAAUGGGUGACAUGUCUGGUGAGUAUGCAGGCCAUGGAAGAAGUGGGACAUUUUCAGCUUCCAGGAAUUGUGUACAGAUCCUUGCGACAUGGGGCUGUGUAUUAUCAUGCUGAAACAUGAGGUGAUGACGGCGGAUGAAUGGCACGACAAUGGGCCUCAGGAUCUCCUCACGGUAUCUUUGUGCAUUCAUCGAUUUAAAAUGCAAUUAUGUUCAUUUUCCGUAGCUUAUGUCUGCCCAUACCAUAACCCCACCUCCACCAUGGGGCACUCUGUUCACAACGUUGACAUCAGCAAACCGCUCGCCCACACGACGCCAUACAUGUGGUCUGCUGUUGUGAGGCCGGUUGGGCGUAAUGCCAAAUUCUCUAAAACGUUGGAUGCGGCUUAUGGUAGAGAAGUGAACAUUCAGUUCUCUGGCAACAGCUCUGGUGGACAUUCCUUCAGUCAGCAUGCCAAUUGCACGCUCCCUAAAAACUUGAGACAUCUUUGGCAUUGUGAUGUGUGACAAAACUGCACAUUUUAGUGGCCUUUUUUUGUCCCCAGCACAAGGUGCACCUGUGUAAUGAGCAUGCUGUUUAAUCAGCUUCUUGAUAUGCCACACCUGUCAGGUGGAUGGUUUAUCUUGGCAAAGAAGAAAUGCUCACUAACAGGGAUGUGAACGAAAUUUGAGAGAAAUAAGCUUUUUGUAGCAUAUGGAACAUUUCUGGGAUCUUUUAUUUCAGCUCAUGAAACAUGGAUCCAACACUUUACAUUUAUAUUUUUGUUCAUUAUAUAUUUCCUAAAUAUAUUAUACCAUUUAGCGAACGCUUGUAUCCAAAGUGACUUAUAGCAGUGAGUGCACACAUUUUGGUAUUGGUGGCCUCAGCGUGAAUCAAACCCAGAACCCUGGCGUUGCUAGCUGCAUGCUCAUCAUUACAAAAGACAGUCAUUGUGUUUAGACGUUGUGCCUGUCCCGUCCUUGAAGAUGUUGUGUGUGUGUGUGUGUGUGUGUGUGUGUGUGUGUGUGUGUGUAGGAGAGCUUGGAGAAGUUCCUACAGGGUACCGGGGGUCUCCACAACAGAGAGCUUCUGAUGGUGCAUUACCUGCAGCAGGCUAACUACGUCCCCGCCCUGCAGCUCAACCACACCCUCAAGAUGAACAUGGUGGUACGUACACAUUUACAUUCAAUAACCUUCAAAUAAAGCUCUUCUUAUUAAUUAAUGCACUUCAUCAUGCUCAUAGCAAAUAUACAACGAGAAAUGCAGUAAAAAGUUGGAAUGAGAACAAUACAAGUGUUAGAAGUAAGUAAAAAGUAACACAAACAGGUUACGGUUGUAUUGAGACGAUGGUUGCAUUAUAGUGUGGUGAUGCUGUAUAUUUCCAUACAUUUUUCCAUUCCGUUCAUGUAUCGGUUCUCCAGAAUGAGAGGGAUCCCAAGCUAAAGGAGAGAACACACACAAGGAACUCUAUCCUGGACCAGUACGGGAAAGUUCUCCCUCGGGUCCAGAGGAAGCUGGCCACUGAGAGAGCUAAGCCGUACCACCACCCCUCCACCAUCCUCAGAGAGGGUACGGGAUCUCACACCUCCUAGCUUCUCGUUGACAUCAACGUAUAAUGAAUUUGGUCAACAGACUAGAAUACACUUGAAUUGGAUGUUGAUGAUACUUUUGUUUGGAUUCAACCAAGUGAAUUGGAUUGGAACAAGUGUGUUUGUGUCAAAGCAUUCCAGUGUUUGUGUCAAAGCAUUCCAGUGGUCAACAGACUAGAAUACACUUGAAUUGGAUGUUGAUGAUACUUUUGUUUGGAUUCAACCAAGUGAAUUGGAUUGGAACAAGUGUGUUUGUGUCAAAGCAUUCCAGUGUUUGUGUCAAAGCAUUCCAGUGGUCAACAGACUAGAAUACACUUGAAUUGGAUGUUGAUGAUACUUUUGUUUGGAUUCAACCAAGUGAAUUGGAUUGGAACAAGUGUGUUUGUGUCAAAGCAUUCCAUUCUGUGGAACAAACUAUGACCUUCAGCCGCUGUUUUGGAUGCAUUGACUCCUUUUGUAUACAGCCGAUGUGUUGCAUGUUUUUAACGUGACCCUUGACUUCCUUAAUGAUGUGGGUUCUUCCUACAGUGUCACGACCGCAGCCGCUGUCGACGAUCGCCAAGCGGUCGGCCAAUGAGAACGUGCUGACCAGAGCAGCGUUCAUCAACAACGUCCUGUUGAAGAUCGAGGAGGUGUGGGUGGGAGAGAACCCCGCGCCCCAGUCCUCCCCACUCAAGAGGUGAGACCGCUCAGCCCUGUCCCAAACCCACCCCUAUCCUUUAGUUUGGCUCUGACUAAGAUGUGAAUGGUAAGUGGUAGAGAUGGGUUUUCCACCACUGGGUUUUUGUAUCUCUGUUCAGUUUGGUUGAAUGGUUGUCCUCUCUCCAUGCCACCCAGUCCCAGUGCAGCAGAGGUGCUGUGCCCCAGCCCCCGGUUCCCCUCCCGGGGUCUGCCCGAGGCCUUCGUGGGCACACCCAUCACCAUGACCUCCAAGAGGAAGUCCAGGUAUGACACGCGGGGCCAAACUCCAACUUGAAAUUCAUUAUACGUUGAUGUCAAUGGGAGAUUUUGGUGGAAGUUCUAGUUAUGUACACGUUUCUCAAGUGUGUACUUGUAUGUAAGAUACUCUAUUGUAUUAAGGGGUGUGACGGGAUGAUUCGAUACAAUCUGACAUGCUUUCCAAACCUUCCCUCCUGUUCCUGCCCCCAGGCUGCUGGACAUGGUGGUGCACCCCUCCUCUCAGACCACCCCCCCAGAGGGCUCACGACCACUGCUGACGCCCCACAGGGUGGCCACCUCCUGGAACACCCCCAAAAGCAUCAACAAGGCCCCCGAGCUUAGUCUGCUGAAGACCCCACAGGUGAUCAAGGUGAGACACCGACCAAGGGGAAGGGCAUCGACUGUCACCACUGUCACACAGGCUCUCACAUCCAAGGCGCUGUUGACGCUCACUGGCACGGUGGUGACCAGACAUCCCCUAGUUUUAUAGGAUUUCCAAGCUUGGUUGGAAAUUAACUCCAACUAGAAGUCACAUGGUCUAGGAUACCACUGUGACUGAGACAUGAGCCUGCCUGCUGCAGUCGGAUACCAUUGUAACGUUUCCUCCAUUUGAAAUAAUUUGUUUGUGUUUGAACCCCACUGACUGUCUGCAUGGUUGUGUUCUCUUCCCGUAGCGAGCGCUGGCGGCGUCUGGCCCUGUGUUCUCGGCCUUCACCCCCCAAUCUAUUCUGAGGAGCAGCUUGCGCCCCACCCCCGUGGCCACCCCCACUGCCUCCCUUGGGCGCUCUGUCACCCCCCCACCGCGCCCCAAGGAGAGCCGCAUCACCUUCAUCGAGGAGAUGGCCAUGUCAGAGAGGGGCCCCCUCCGCUGGAGCAAUGGGGUAAGACACCUGGACCGCUGGGCCUCAUUUAGCAACAUACCAGUAGAAUUUUGAGAUUACUUAUUGUAAACAAACAUGUACCGUUCAGAUACUUAUCCCUUGUGUGUUAAUGAUUUUUGUUAUUUUGUACAGAUCUCAACAGAGAAUGAAAUUAGUCUGCUGACCAGAGGCUCCCCACUGCCCAAGGCUGGACUGGCGGCCUGCACCUCACACCCUGCUGCUGCUGAUGAUGAUGAUGAUGAUGAUGAGGAAGAGUUGGAGGAGGAUGAGGAGGAGGAGGUGAAAGUGACACAUGUGAAGUUCCUCCCACCACCGGUCCGCGAGCCCUCACCAGAGAAUGGAGAGUCUGAGAGUGGCUCCUCUGUCCAAGAGGUCGUUGUAUUAACCACGUUGCCGGGCGUGUUGCCAGGACGACUCAGCCUGGGUCUGGAAACUAGCCAGGCCUCUGUCCUAUCAACAGACACCACCCUUGAGUUCCAUGAUGCACCUCUCCCUGAAGACCUGGAGAACGAAGAGGAGCUUAAACAGCUAGCCAAUGAGGUCAUAGAUGAGGAGGAAGUGGUGGUUAACCUCAAAACUCCAGCAGAACCAGAAGUCCAGCCCCCACAGGAGGAAAUGCAGCCUACAGCAGCCAAUGAGCCAACUCUCUUCCUGUCUGUGGAGGAAGGGCAGGAAGAGGACCAGGAAGUAAAGGAAGAGGCAGUCAACAACCAAGAGGAAGUGGCUGUAGAUCAGGAGCCAGACCAGGAAGUAGAGGAGAUGGAGGUCAGCCCCAAACAAGAAAAGCCUGAGGCUAAACAGGAUGAGGAAAUUGUAGCGGAACCAAGGCUCACACAGGAAGUAGAACUGACUCCUGACACGGAAGUGGUUGAGGAACUUAACCUUGGCCAGAAUGAGAAGCCCAACCCUGAGCCUGAGGUGGAGACUGCAGAGCUGCCAGAGGUGGUGGUGGUGGUGGAGGAGGAGACUCCUAAAGAGGAUGAAUCACAACCCACUGCACCAAUUGAACCUUUGGAACCUGUGGAAGCCAUGGAAUCAGUGGAAGCCACAGAAUCCGUAGAAGCAAUGGAACAUACAGGUGAGGGUUCCACCCCCUUUAGGAAGAUCUUACAGCCACUCCAGUGGCCAAAUUAAAAACAUUGCAUUCAUGUCCUGCUUAGUUUCAGCUCUGUGAAUAUAUAGUGUGUCAAAUUCUUCUCCCAGGAGUAGUCUGAGGCAAAGGGAACACCCAAAUUGAGCGUGCAUUCAGCACAAGGUUGAGGUUGUCAAUUGGAGGGAUGGGUUAAAAUGACCCAAGACGAUCAAAAACGUUAAUGGUUUCUUGCACAGUUUAGAGCUUCCACACUGUACAAGCCAUUUGAAGUGAUUUUUACUUUGAUCAUGUGUAGAGGGCCUGUGAGUGGAGCUCAUUGCAGGGAAAUCUGAUAUAACCACAGUGGGAAAAGCUGACAAAGCUAUACCUGACAACAUCGGAUAUGAAGCUUAGAUGAGUUAUUCACAGGGAAGACUGAUCCUGAUGCAGUUGAUUUUAAACAUAUGCAUAAUGAUGAUGACCUUGUUGACCCACCCCCACGCUCCCUCCCUCCCUCCUUGUAGAUCUGGACGAGUUUGUGGAGUGCCAUCUGUUUGGCAACGACCUGUCUCCGCCCCUGACCCACUCGGGCAUCCACGAGACUUCUGACAACUGGACUUCCUUCAACAGGUAAAAACACAUCCCAACAACAACAUUGGGUGUGUAUGGUCUUACAACCAUUCAUUGAUAUUAAACCACUCUCCCCUGUGCAGUGAGCCGGAGUGUGACGUGGCAGAGGAGGACGAGCCUGCCACUAUAGCCGGCCCCCCGGCCCUCACCACCCAGAAGUCUGUUGGGUCCGUAGCCUCGUCAGACCCCACCAGCACUGACUCCGACUGUGAGUGACCUCUCACCUCUUGCUCAUGACCUUUACCCCUUGACCCUAGGUCAGGCGAUCAGAGAUCUAACACAGGCCAACUGAACAAGCUACAACCACAAAGGAUUAUGUGUUCUGAUUGGCGGCAGUGGAGUUGGCGCCUCUCGGGCCAAUAACGACCAAUAAUGGUGUGGAAUGUUCAGAAUAGCUUGUUACUUUCUGUUGUCCUGUAUCAGUGACUCUGUGAUGGAUCUCUUCCCUCCUCCCUGUAGCUGUGGUGAGCCUGAAUGACAGUGAGGAACUCUCUAGUGCUGUGUCGGAGGAUGAAGAAGAGGAGGAGUCAGACGCCCCUGCUGAGGACUCGGGCAGUGAGGUGGAGAUCAUCGAGGAGGUGCAGGGGAACGGGAGGCAGCGAGCCCCCCUGCCGCCCCCCUCGCUCUUCCUGGACCAGCUCCCGCCCCAACAGCCACAGCCCCAGUUCCUGCCUGACCUAUCGGAGCAGGACGCAGCCGUGCUCUCAUUGGUCACCCCAGAGGCAGACCUAAAGGUAAAGCAGUGACUGUCAUAUGAUAUUCUAACUCAUGCAUAUAAGCAGUGUGUAGACCUAAAUACUGUGGGUGACUGUUGUACAACUUUUAACAUCUCAUUUUGUGAUUGUUAAUCUAGAUUGUGCUCUAUCAAAGUCCUCAUGUGUCUCUCGGUGUGUUUCCCCUACAGAUGUUGGAGGAUGACAUGGACGGGGAGGUGGUGAUGAUCAGGCUGGGGGCAGGAGGAGACGAGGGAGUGGGGGUCUGCUACACAGAGCUGAAGCCCUCCACCACCCUGCUGGUUCCUCUGGAGCUUUUGGAGGAACAGGGGCAGGCCCUAGCAGACGGAGUCCGCCUGGGGCUAACCGAGGUGGGAGAAGGCAGUGAGCCGGACGUACCCCCCUCUGAAGCCCACAGCAGCUUCGCUCUUUUGCUGGAGGCUGAGGAUGGGGAUGCAGACACUGUACCAUUGGAGGUACCACUAGAACCCACUGAGCAUCUGACCGCAGAGGGAGCAUCUGACAAGCCUGCUGCCGACCCGGAGGUCAUCUGCCUGGGCACAGACGACCAGGACACCCCCCUGGCUGAGGCUGAUCCCCAGGAGGACCAGGGGGCUGAGAUGGACAACAUGGAGGCGAUCAUGAAUAGCUGGAAGGAGGCAGAGACUGGUGGAACUGAGGCCAUGUCGGAGGAGAAUGUUCCUCUAGUCACAGACGUCCUGCCUGAAUCCUCAGAGGCGGUGGCUGAAGACGAACUGACCGGGACUGAACCAACCAGAUCAGCUGGAGAUGUUGACACAGACCAUGUAGAAAAGCCAGAGCCAGAUGAGAUCCCUGCUGACUCUGAACCAGCUGAAGCAGAAGAGCCUUCACCAGUCCUGGAUGAGAACGAGCAGCCCAGCGGAGCGAGGGAGGGAACAGAAGAGGAGGAGAUGAAGGCCGACGUCGUUGAGCUGGAUGCUGAGGCAGAGAUGGAGGAGCCCGUCUCUGUCCCUGCAGACCAGCCUCUGCCUCAGGUAGAAAGCAACGGACCCAUUCAGUCAGAAAACCAUGAACCUGCCCAGGGAGAAGCCAUAAGCGAGGUGGAAGCCAUAUUUGAAGAAGAAACCACUCAAACCGCAAAGCCCUCUACUGCAAGUGGGGAGGAGAGGGAGCCUGUCAAGCCUCGCAACAUCCAGCCUGAGUCUGUGUCUGAAACAUCGGAGGUCAGGAAAGCCCCGUCCACCCCGACGGGCAGGGCCACCAUGCAGAGGAAGACGGUGAAGUUCAACUCAGUGGAGCCAGAGAGGCCUGGGUCAGAGGAUGACGAGAGGCUGGCGGGGCCGACUGAGAGGCUGGCGGGGCCGACUGUCCCGGCCACACCCAGGCGGAUCACCAGGAGUGGCCGGCACGGCCAGGACUCCAGAGUUCCCGUCACCCCUCGACGGAGCGCCCGGAAAGCCGAACCAGAACCCCAGCCUCGGAGAGAGGAGGAGAGGAAAGGAGAGGAACAGGUCUCGGUCCUCAUCACAGACGCCGCUGUGGUCAAAUCCAAGCCCACCCCGGCCAAACGCCGCACCCCACAGAAGGCCACUCCGAGGAUGGGAACCCGGCGGACCAGGAACACCCAGGUGGGGAGCGAAGAGGAACCAACAGCCAUGGAUGAAACCGCCAGCGAGGGGUCAGCGCUAUCUGUUACACGCAGCGUUAGGAAGACCCGAACUGGAACCAAGACCCCAGCCACCCAGACUCAGCCAGCGGUCCCUGAGGAGCAAGAGAACAAAAAGCAGCCCAGCAGUCCAGGCAGGGUGACCCGCAAGUCGACCCGCAGGGGCGUGACCCUCGCCCUCUUCACCCAGGAAGAGGAAGUGUUCACCGUGACCCCUCCCCGCAGCCGUAGGAAGACGAGGGUUGAAGGCACCGCUGAGAAGACGAAAGACGCCCCUGUGUCGUUCUGUCGACCAACCAGGAGCAGUCUGUGGAACCACCAGGAGGAGGACCUGCUUCUGUUGGAGACGCCGCUGGAGGUGGACUCCGGAACGCCCGUGGCCGAUGCCCUCAUCCAGAGACUCCGCGACGAGGAGGCCAAACGGGAAGUGGGCGAGACCUUGGUCAUCACAGAGAUGGUGCGAGCCAAUAGAGGCACCAAGUCGCUGGGUCAGCGGGGGCCCCCUCCACCCCCGAUGGGAGAGAUGAUGGUGCCCGAGGCUGACCAGGGAAGCCCUGUCAGGGACUCGUUCAUCUACUCACCACCUCGAAGGAGAACUAGAGGUAAGGAGCUCCACGUUUUCACCACAAUCAAUCAAACGAAUGUAUUUUAUAAAGCCCUUUUUACAUCAGCAGUUGUCACAGAGCGCUUUACAGUUACCGGGCCUAGACCACAACGUCAAACUUUGUAGAGGAAUAUUUAUGUUUUGGCUGUCUCUUACGUUUUGCAUGACCUUUUGUUUGUGACAGGUAGGAGAGCAGCGUCGCCCGGUCAGAAUGACGUGUCUGCGCCACCCGUUACUCGUACCAGGCGACCGGACGCCAGCGCAGCACACCCUGCUAACGAGGUCAGUUGAUAACAUCCUUUAGACUGAGACUAAUGUUAGACAAGACACAGGACUGGCCGCGUUUCAUUUUCCUCCAUAGCCUCCAUGGUGAUGAUGAUGGCUCCAGCUAUCCCUCCAAUACAAUUAGUGGUGCCUUUGCCAUAUUGUGCUCAACUAUCCCGCUCUCUCAGAUUUGUGAACACGGAAGGCGCUAGGGGUUGAAAUGGAACUGGGACAUGGUCAUUAGGUACACGUCAGGUUGCUGUUGCAAGUCAUAUUCAAGCUUGGUCUGCUGUGUAUCUUCCUGUUGCUCAGGACAAGAACUCAUCAGGAGACGAUGUGGAGAUUGAGACGGCUGCUGCUAAAACCAGAACAACCAAGAGACGCACAACCAAGUAAGUCCUCUUGACAUACAGCCCUCUGUUUUCUCUCUAUUCAAAGCAGUUUUGUGUAUUUCUUCCCCUGUCUGUCCUCAGAAUAACACACCAUCUGCAAUGUGAAUGCUCCCACCCCACUCCCUCGGCUGUGUUUGUUCCAAAAGUCACAACGAGAUGACCUUUUCUCUCUUAUUUUUCCUAACUUACCCUCAGGCCCAAAGCAGCCCCCGCGCCCCCUCCCCCAGCCAAGGUGGAUCUGAUCUCUCCCAUGCCCAGCCCGGCCGAGCGAGCCACGAGGAGGAGGAGGGUGGUGGAGGAGAACGACGCCCCCCGGAUGAACCUCCGCAAACGAGUGCUGGAGGCCGUCUUCCCCAAACCCGUCACCCGCAGGAAGAAGCUAUGA
Molecule: messenger RNA, 28703 nt
Organism: Coregonus sp. 'balchen'
Lineage: Eukaryota; Metazoa; Chordata; Actinopteri; Salmoniformes; Salmonidae
Source: the annotation of a GenBank genome assembly